CUAUCAAACAGCUUCUGGCUCCUGGUUUGUAGCAUGGAUUUCUGGGAAUUCUCAUGCAUGUCUUUGGGCGCUGCAUUCGUCGUCUAUUACGGACUGAAACUCAUACUUUUCGGCAGGAUGCUGCUUCCAAAUUUUUUUUUUCCUCUGCCAAAAUCGUUCUUCAGCUCGAUGGGAGAGUGGGCAGUUGUGACGGGCGCCUCAGAGGGGAUCGGGAGGGCAUAUGCAUUCGCCUUGGCAGAGCGAGGGCUGAAUGUGGUGAUCAUAAGCAGAACCAAAGAAAAACUGGACAAAGUGGCUCAGAAGAUAAGUGAUACCACUGAUCAAAAAGUCAAAGUUCUCGUGGCUGACUUCACCAAAGAUAAUGCCAUUAAUUCCAUUGAAGAUGAACUAAAGGGCAUGAACAUUGGCGUUUUGGUGAAUAAUGUGGCUAUGUUGGUGAGUACUUUACCAGAGAAGUUCUUGGCAUCUCCAAACCUUGAUCAGAUGAUUACCAAAAUAAUUAAUUGUAACGUGAAGACAAUGGCAAAGAUGUGCAAAGUCAUUUUACCUGGAAUGGUGGACCGCGGUAGUGGGGUUAUCAUCAACAUCUCAUCUGGAGCUGCUGCUAUUCCCUUUCCUCUCUACACAUUGUAUUCAGCGUCUAAGAUCUUUGUUGAAAGGGUUUCUCAAGGUCUUCAAGUGGAAUAUAAAGACAGAGGAAUCAUUAUACAGGCCGUCGCUCCAUACAGUGUUUCCACUCAAAUGAAUUUUUAUCAGCCGACCAGCACCUUCGUCCUUUCUCCUGAGGACUUUGUGAGCAGCUCUCUUCAGUACCUCCGAGUUGGAGACAGAAUAUAUGGAAGCCUUAUUCACACAAUGAUGGGAUGGUUACUAAAGACUCUUCCUCGUGGCAUGCUUUUCUCUGAUUCCAUGCAAAAGAAUCUACAAGAAUACGUAAGGAUACAGAAUCAAAAUGGAAGUCACAAAACACAAGCCCUCCAAUAAAAUGAAUUCUUUGUACAAUAUACUGUAGCCUUUGUAUUUGGUCCUUUUGUUUUGUUACCUCCUUGUUUAACUAUCAUCAUUCCAUAGAAGUACACAGGCUGUUUGACAAGAUCUGUUGUGGCUCAUAAAUGGUAAAUGACAGCAUUCAUCUGUGUGAGUUAGAAUCGCACCGCCAACCUAUGGAUCAGUGGAUCUGACCACUCAACCAAUGAUGUUUAUGUCAAGAGCGGGAUAAUAUCUCACGUAAACA
Molecule: messenger RNA, 1234 nt
Organism: Periophthalmus magnuspinnatus
Lineage: Eukaryota; Metazoa; Chordata; Actinopteri; Gobiiformes; Gobiidae
Gene: hsd17b3
Product: hydroxysteroid (17-beta) dehydrogenase 3
Exons: 11
Coding region: 34-984 (316 amino acids)
Cellular component (GO): endoplasmic reticulum
Molecular function (GO): testosterone dehydrogenase (NADP+) activity
Source: RefSeq, a predicted model, not a curated record